ACACAUCUCGAUUGCCCAAGUGUCCAGCACCCACGGCCCCGGGCCUCUCUCGCUUGUCAGUUUCUGCUUCUGGAAAAGGGUGACUGAGCAUGUUUAGCAUCUCAGUCUUGGUAUUCCUUCCUGCCUCUACAUAUCUGCCGAGACCGACCACUGCUUAGAGCCUCCCCGUCCUGAUUCUGGAACUACUUAGGCGUCCUAGGGUCCCAUUGGUUGGAGCUCUGGCCGCUCAGGCACCCAGUUCGGCCCUCCUCUUGAUAUGGGUCCCCGUCUUGGUUCUCAUCUGCUUUGCCUUGCCCAUGACCCAUCCCCCGUCUCCAUCUAGUCCCUUGGCCUGGCCGCUCGGCUGGCCCAGAGGCUGCCUGUCUACAAGGGCCAUUACACGCUACUGGCUACACUACCGCAUGCCCAUUCCCAUGCUUGGUGUUCUCUGGGCUGGAGUGUUCAAGCUGAUGGCAAGCCAACCACGCUCACCUGCCUCGGCUGGCAGCCCGUUCAAGUUGAAACAUUCUGAAAGUGAUAGAGGCUAACAGACCGACACCGUGCAGGUUCGCAGGCUGUCAGUUACGACGACCGGAUUAAGCAAAAAGUCGGCCCACUCUAGAUACAACAGCUUCCUUGACCCCUGGACUGAGACUUGCCAGAUCUCCCAUCUCAUCUUGACGCAGGCCGUGCCGCUGUGGGUGAACAGGUUACUUCCUGGCCUCGCUCUUUGACGCUAAUACCCACCAUACCCUUGCGUGCUAAUACUAGCACCCAUACCACGAAUCGAGAAGCUCCGUGGAAGAUCUAGGAGCUUUCCGGGCGCGCGGGACAAAACAAGACAGUACCUAGCGGACCAUUCGGCAGCGGACCACUCAGUCUCUCAUCAUGUCAAUAAACUGGGUCAUGUUGACCCGUGAUGGGCAGAUCCAGAAACUACCUGGAGAAAAGAUUCUCCUUACCUCCAAGCCGCGAGUUGGCCUUGAGCUCUCGGUCCCGAAGGAGCUGCAGGUAGCAGAGCCUUUCUCUGUCAAGAGCGACAAUGGCAUUGCAUACAUAACCAAUGAGAGGAUCAUCUACCUUCCAGCCAGGUCGACCGAGGCUUUCCGAUCUUUCUUUGCGCCUCCCUUAAACUUUAGCGAUGUCCGCAUCAACUCGUCCUGGAUCGGACCUUGGAGCUGGACAGCUAUAGUCAGACCUAUUCCAAACGGGGGCGUACCGCCGGAGAUCCCUCGGAUCGAGUGCAAGUUGACCUUCAAGGAUGGCGGACACAGCGACUUCCAAGCAAAGUAUGAGUGGCUGCGAGACCGACUACUCCACGCCCAAAGCCUUGGACUGACCCCCGGGCAAAACCUCGAGCCUCCACCACCCUACGAUGAGGCUCAAGCUUCUCGACCUUCCUCGAGCACACCUGCGUCUGGACCGUCUGGGGACGUGACGAGCGAUCGGAACCAAGUGCCCCAGCCUGGCCCGGAUGAGCCACCUCCGGACUACACGGCAUAAAUGCUCGACAUUCUUGUCAAGAUUAUGUUCAGGAUGUGGCUUGGCCCGGAGACACAAAGUAACCGCCUUCAGCGCUCCCCUGAAUCUGGCAAAUACUCGAAUAUCCGAGUUGAUAUUUUUCUUUUUCUUCAAUGCCGCCGAUCAACAAGGAAAACAUGCACAUCAUACGACUACUAGUGACAGGCGUCUG
This is a messenger RNA of Neurospora crassa OR74A, 1672 nucleotides long. RefSeq lists its product as uncharacterized. NCBI's taxonomy places the organism in Eukaryota, Fungi, Ascomycota, Sordariomycetes, Sordariales, Sordariaceae. The transcript is spliced from 3 exons. Gene Ontology annotation, cellular component: nucleus. Gene Ontology annotation, molecular function: transcription coactivator activity; chromatin DNA binding. Gene Ontology annotation, biological process: positive regulation of DNA-templated transcription. Bases 868 to 1482 code for a protein of 204 amino acids. The record is from RefSeq and is a predicted model, not a curated record.